AUGAGUCAAAAUAAGGAAAAGCUAGAGUCAGAGUUAUUUUAGUAAUACUAAUAAGCAAUUGACCUUCUAGAAAAUGGUAAUGAAGCAUAAGGAAUUCAGAUAUUAAAGGAGUUAAUGCAAAAUUAAUCCAUUAUUAAUCAGGAUGAUAAAAAGAUUUUAUAUGGCAUCUAUAUGUCUUUAGCUGAAAUUCUGGUCUAAAGUGAUUGUGUAUAGAAUAAAUGUGAAGCAUUAUACUAUUAUUAUCAAAGUACUUUAAUUUCAGAUAAUUGCUGGCAAACCCAAAGGAAAAUGGCUUUAAUAUUUAGGCAAUUAGGAAUGAUGCCUAGAGCCUUAAAUGUUAUAUUAAAAGCGUAUUAAUUAAAUUAGAUUAUAUAGACUAUAAUUAUGCAAUUAACCUAAUAUCAUAGAGGCAAUAUUAUAUCAAGUUUGUUCUAUUUGUUUUUUAAUGAAUGAUUAAAAAUAAUUCGAAAUAUAUUUUGAUAAAAUGAGUGAUAAUAAUAAUUUGAAGCAUAAAAUUGCAGAAUUGAAAAAAUACUUUAUUGAUCAAAAUAAUGUUACUGAUUUUGUAAAAGAGCUUUUAUAAGAGUAAUCUCAAAUUCAAUAAUAAUUAGAAAAGGUUCCUUUUGAGUCAGCUCAGAAGAUAUUGUAUUUUAAUUAAACAUUUUAAUUUGAAAUCAAGUUAGAUACCUAUGAUUUAAAGAAGUUCUUUAAAAAAAUUUAGAAUAUUUUACAAAUUAAUGUUAAUUUUGAAUCAAAAAAGGUUGAUUUUAUUCAUAAUGAUAAAUGCUUUAUGUCUAAUACAAAAAUACUAGUCAUUUCAAAGGAAUAGCAAUAAAAUUCAAAAGAUGUUUCAAAAGAAUUACCAAAAGAAAAUCAACCUGUUAAAUAAUCAGAAAGGUAGAAAUCUAAGAAAACUAAAUAGCAAUAAGAUUAAUAAUUUGUUUUAGAUUAGAUAAUUUAAUCUAAUCAUAAUAAAUUGAUUGAAUUAUUAAAAUAAUUUGAUGGGAAUGAAAUAUUCUAACUUAUUAAUAAUAACAUAAAAAUUUAAAGCGAGCAAAAUGAAAAAUAAGAAUGCCCUGUAGCUAAAUUUCUUUUAGAAAACUUAAAUAAUAAGUAGUUUUUAACUAUAAUUUAAUUAUUAGAAAAACUUAUAUCAUUAAUUUGUUUAGAAUAUUAAUCAUAUGAUGAUGCUCCCCUGUAAUAACAAUCAGAUACUGUAAAUGAAUAACUUAAAAGCCCUCAAAGAAAAAAUUCUUAUGGCUCAUCAUAUCGAGAGGCUCUUAAAGGUUUAAUAAAUUGUAUCGUAUGGGCUUAAUACUCUACAAACAAAUUUACUGAUAAUCCUAAAAUUAAGUUAAUAUUACUUGAAGUUGCAUAUGAAGAAUUAAUUUUCAGAUUUAAAGAAAAGAAACCUAAAUCUCCUGAGCAACAAAACAAAAUUAAAAACUUUAUUAGAUUUAUUAAUAAUAUGAAAUUGGAACUUCUUUAGACAAAUAUUAAUCAAAUAAUAACUGAUGAAGCAGAAGUUUAAAAAUAUUUAUCAAGCUACUAUAGAGUUAUGGCAUAUAUUCAUAGUGAUAUAAAUUUUUUUUAAGGAAGAAUAGCAAAAUAAUGUUCCUAAUAAUUAAAUAACCCUGAAUUAACUUAAGAAAUUUUGGAUAAGAUAAAGUCUGCAUAAUUUUAAAUUUCUUCAAGUUCGCCACAUUAAUCUUAAUAAAUUUAACAAAUACUAACUUAAUGGGAAUAAAAAGAAUAGAGGCUAGAAGAUAAUGAAAAAAUAAGAACUUAAAUACUUUAUGUAUAAGAUUAUUUGAAAUAGAAUUAAAGUUAUGAUAUAAUUAAAAGAUUAGCUAUAAUUUGUCUUAAUUAAUUUUAUUUUGUGCAAUAAAAAGAAGAACUUAAAAUAAUUUAUAAAUUUGUGCAACCUUUAAUAUAGCAAUUUUUGAAUAUUCCCUAACCAGAUCUUUCUAUAGGGUUUAUCUUUUUAAAAUUUUCAAUAAUUUAUUCUUUAAUGGAAUUAGAUUCAAGUGAGUUUUUGGCUAAAUUUAUUGAAAUUUUCCUAUAACAAACAAAUGGUUAAAAUAAGCAUCUACUAUUGAUUGAGAUUCUAAAAUUUCAUCAUCUAAAUAUAAAUAAACUUUUUACUUAUAUAAACAUUGAUCUAAUUCUGUAAGAAUUUAUUAAAACUAAGAUACAAAUGAAAAAUAGAUAUAAUUAAUUAAUAGAACACUACAAAAACAAUGUUUAAAAUGACUUAGAACUUCGUUACUAUUUGCUUCAUUUAUUAGAUUUAAAAGAUCAAUAUACGCCUUAAUUUAUAGUUCAAUAAAAUGAGUUACAAAUUGAAAUUGAAAAAUAAGAGACUAAAUAUCCUUAGCCAGAAUCAUUUUCAAGUGCUUCUGAGGAAGAAAUAGAAUCAGAUGAAGUUUUUUAAAAAUAAUACUAAAAUCUACAUUUAUUAUAGGAUCAAACUGAAAGUACUUUUAAAUUAGGUAAAUAGUACUACCAGUUUACAACUAAAACAGUUGAAUUUUUGUUGAAUCAUACUAUCAAUGUAAAUGUAGGAGACCCAAAAAUUAUUGAACACAUAAAAAGAUUGGCUAAGGAAAUAAUAAGAGUUGAAUAUGGAUUAACUACUAAAGAAUUUAGUAGACAUUUUUAAUACAUAUUUCUAAAAAGUUAUUAUCUCUAGUAAGAAUUUGAGAGGGAUUUAUCUGAAGCAGAGCUUUAAUUUAUGGGUUAUUUUUUAACUCAUUUUUCAAAGACAUUUUAGGAUUAAAGAUAAUUACAUUAAUUUACUAUUGAUAUUGUUAAAAAAUCUUUGCAGAAAUAGACUGAUCCAAAGAUUUAGGAAUUUGCUGAAUGGUUAUAUUCUUAAAUUUUUACAAAAUAGAAAUCACAAAUAACUUCAAUAAAAGAAUUUUAAGAUAAUGUUACUCAAAACAAUUUGUAAUGCGAUUAUAAAUCUAACCUAUAUUAUCAAAUUUAAAAGUCAGAAGAAAUAAAUUUCAAUGAAAAUCAACCUAAAUUUGAUUUAAAAAAUAUCUGUUAUGCUUUAGCCUAUAAAGAAUCACCAUAUUUAUGGAAUUACUUGUAUUAAGGUACUUUUGAGUAAGCUUAAAAGUAAUUUAAGUUGAAAAACUAAACUGAAAUUGAUUGGUUUUUGAGCCAGAAAAAGAUUUAGGCAUAUGUAAAUAAAAAUCCCUCAUUGAAUCAUUUAAAUGAAUAUAGAUAUGUAAUGGACUUGAUUAAAUUAAAAUAAAGACAAGUUGAAUACUAGCAUUCAAAUAAUGAACAGUUGUACAAAAAGACAGAAUAAGGAUAUUAAUCACUUUAUUAAAAAUAAUAUAACAUACCUAAAGAUGCUUUUGAAAUAGAAAAUAAUUUUAGAGUUUUAUAAUUAUAUGAAAAAAAAGUAAUGAGAAAAUAUAGGAAUGUUCCAAUCGAAAGAAUUAGUUAGAAUUUAGAGAAUAUUAACAGUCUUGUUAAUUUAAUCAAGUAAAUGAAAGAAUAUGAUAUUGAAUACUUUUUUCAAUCAAGUGAUGGCGAAUAAGAGAUGAAGCAAGAUCUUUACAUUAACAUUUACAAAUUCAUCAGAAGAUUCUUAAGACAUAGACUAUACCAUUAAUUAAAACAAUUAAUUUAAAUAAUCAAAGACAAAUUCUCUUAUUUAUUAAAUUAAAAUCAAAGCGAUCUUCAAUUUGAGUUUUAAUAUGAUAAUAGGAAAUUUAAAAUAUCAAAUUUUACUUAAGAACAACUGGAGAAAGAGGAAAAUACGGAGUUCAAUAAAGAAGAAGUUAAUUUAAUUUUAAAUAACCUUUUAAAUAUAUUUAUAGAGAAUACAUAAAAAUUGGUAAGAAAAAAAGCUUAAAGGUAUAUAAUAGAAGCAUUUUAUUAUGCAACUCAUUUAAAAUUUAACAGUUAAGCUCCUAUAGAUUAAGUGUUUGCACAAAUAUCCUCUAUAUAUCAACCAAAUAGUAGAGAUCUUGUGUAUUAUUACUUAUAAAUUGAUAAAUAUAAGUGUGAGAAAGAUGAAGUAUUAAGUCAUUACUAUUCGUAAGACCUAAUUUUUAAUUAUUAGAAGUCUAAAAUAUUAAAAUUGAUUAUUAAUAUUUUGCUCAAAAUGUAAAAACACAAAGAUAUCUACCAACUUUUCGAAAAGCUACAUAAGACUUAUGAUAUUAGAUUAUAUUAAGCUUGUAUUGGACUACUAGAGGAAUACAGAAAGAUAGAUGAUAAAGUGUUAAUCAGAGACAUCAUUUUGAAGUCUGAAUCAUACAGAAGGACGACUGAGCUAUUUAAAUAGGAUUCUAUUGUACCUUUGCUUAAUAAUAUGUACAUAAGAUUUUUUGAGAAAGAUCAGCAAGAAUAAAAUGAAGAGUGCUUCCUUAUUGAAACAUCAGAAAUUAAAUUAGAAAAAGGAAAGAAACUUAUUGAGGAUUACAGGGCCACAAAGAGAAAACCUGCUAAACCAAAGGAUCAAUCAUAAUAAAGUUAGUAAUAAUAAUAAUAAUAAUAAUAAUAAUAAUAAUAAUAAUAAUAAUAAUAAUAAUAAUAAUAAUAAACAUAAAACGUUUAGGCCCAAAUUUAAACUUAAUUAAUUUAAUAAUUUGGAGAUGAUGUUGGAUAAUAUAUAAAUUAAGGAAUAUUAAUUCAGAGUUUCAACGAUUUUGAUAAUAUAUGA
Molecule: messenger RNA, 4684 nt
Organism: Paramecium octaurelia
Lineage: Eukaryota; Ciliophora; Oligohymenophorea; Peniculida; Parameciidae
Source: the annotation of a GenBank genome assembly